Messenger RNA from Pseudomassariella vexata, 1119 nucleotides. RefSeq lists its product as uncharacterized. The transcript is spliced from 4 exons. Bases 1 to 1119 code for a protein of 372 amino acids. The record is from RefSeq and is a predicted model, not a curated record. NCBI's taxonomy places the organism in Eukaryota, Fungi, Ascomycota, Sordariomycetes, Amphisphaeriales, Pseudomassariaceae.
AUGUCCAAUCCUGGGGUCGGUGAGAUAUAUAUCAAAGAGAAAGUUGGAAUGCCAUCCUCCGGGCAUAUUACCCCAUCUCGAGACAGCUCUGCGACCCUCGAAAUUACUGAUGCCGAUCUAACGGCGAUACGCGCACGAAUCCAAUUAUACGAGGAAUUAAAGGAAUUAAAGGCUACGGAAGAAAGGCUGAAGGCAAAGCUGAUUGGUGCCAAACGGCCUGGGCGAUGCCGCCGCUCAUCGGAAUCUAGCUCUCACAAGGACGUGGAUCUUUUUGACGAUAUACCGAUCUUCAAGCAGACGUUUUCGCUUCGCCAGCGGGACGCCUGGCUUUUCAUGCUCACGCACACAGAAGAUUCGUACAGCCGUAUCGAAGAUGGAGACGGCUUCACCGGUGACAUUGAGGCUCGUAUUGCAGAGAUGCUGGAGAAUGCUAGACAACGCAAGGACCAAGAUCCCGAAGAUUUCAGUAUCGACCUCGCCUCCUUGGAGAGUAAAAGACCUGCACAAGACGAGGCUGGAAGUGCUCUCUACUUCUAUGGAAAAUUACAAGAGGACCUUCAAUGCAAGCUUAAGACGGUUUUCCGUGAGAUGCUACCGAGGAACCGUCAAGAAAUAGUGCACCAAGCGGCCAUUUUUGGGACCAGCUACAAUCUUGCAAGCGGAGACACGACGAAGCGACUGUUGAGGAUAGCUCAAGUAAGAAUUCGAGGAAAGAUGAUUCCCAAAUUCGACGCGGUCGUGGAGGAUUUCGUGGAAGAAACCGUGGGAGAAACCGUGGGAGAAACCGUGGAGGAGCCCGGAGGGAAAGAGGCGGCGGAAUUCCGGCGCAUCGUGACCAGACAAGAAGAUGAGGAGUGGAUGGGAAACUCCGUGGUCAAGAUGGCAAGGUUUUUAACUGCUUUUGUUGUGGCAGUUGAGCCCAUUUGGUCCCUGAGUGCCCUAGAAGGCAACCGCAAAGAUGGAAGAGCUUCAAAAAGGAAAAGGCACCGAACCAUCGUCUUCACGUAUGCUCCGUCGGCUCGUAUCCUCUGGCUUGUGCCUCCAGACGGUGGUCCUGUUCACUGCAACACCGCGCUAGAGUUUGUAUACUUAAUCACUGCGCUAUCACGCUAUAUGUAA